AGGAAAUGAAUUCGUUAGGUUCGGUGGGGGGGAUACUUCGCGUCGCAAUACGAGAGGACGCAGUGGGCAGGACGGAGUGGCGUGAAACAACGCCGACAGCCCUCUGUGAUUCGGCGAUGACGUGUCAACGUCCUUUACAUCUUCAGUAAACUGCUGCGGCGUAGAUUCAGGAAGUGUCGCUGGUUUCACAUUUUACCUGGUGUCACAUUUUCAGGGGAUGACUCGUGAGAACCACAGGCCAGACUUUUUAAAAUGGCCAGCCAAGGUAAAAAGGUGAAAAGACCCGACAAAUCACUAGCAAGGUCGAAAGGACCAGUUGAAAGGGAAUUGUGCAGUCUCAAAACCCUCUUAUCCCUCGUCAGUGUCCCUGUUUCCAGACCUCAGGUUGCAGCAGGGAGUCAGCCGAGAUCCCAACAUGUCCACCACCGGAACAACAAAAGCUCAAACAAGAGCAGCAAGCAUACAGCUAAGGAGGCUUCAGAGCUGGAGAGCUUCAGGUACGUGGCACAGGAGUACAGAACUCCCAUCCCAUUCCUGUUUGCUGGCUCCGCAGCUGUUUUUAGUACCAACCCGCUAAUUACUCACAUCUCUUGCACAAGCGUGACAUACAGAAAUGAGAGAGACUUCAGCCACCACCCACUGCACAAGCUGUUUUUGAACAUCUUCACCUGUUUGAUCAAGAAUAGACUUGUUCCCAGUGAGUGGCUCCGGCAAGCUUCUCCUGACAACAUCUUAGGAGUGCUGAUCUGUCUGAGGCUGUUGAUAAGAGACCCACACCAUCAGAAAGUUUUCCAUGAACUCCAUGGAGUUGAUGCCCUCGCAAGGUAUAUGGAAUCAGUGUCCAGUGACUAUCUGGAGGGAGGAUAUCAAAUAUUUGCUGUGGACAAACUGGUCAACAUGACAUAUAUAUUCCAGAAGCUUUCUGCUGUUGAACACCAAAGAGCCUGGGUUGUCAAAUGUCGUGCUCACGAGAUCCUGGUGAAGCUUCUGACCUCGCGGGACAGCAGUGCAUUACUGGGAGCUCUGCUUGCCCUCACCAGCUUGGCAGACAGUCUGGAAUAUAAGGAGAAGAUAGGAGAGCUGCCAAUAGUCGGAAGUCUUCUCGUGAUACUUCAAGAGUAUGACCUGCUUUCGAAAAGAGUGAGUGCGGAGCUGCUGAGGCUGCUGUGUCCCGCCACACGGAUCCGGGAGCAGGUGCGGGCCUACGAGGGCGUCCCCGUGCUCCUCAGCCUGCUCCAGUCAGAUCACCUCAGGCUGCUGGGGAGCGCGGUGUGGGUCCUGGUACAGCUGUGCGAGGACCCUGGUGCUGCGGCGGAGAUUCGUGCUUGGGGCGGGGUGCAGCAACUGCUGCAUAUUCUGUGCAACAAGCGGGAAUACAUCUCGGACCGCUGCUCUGUGGAGACACUGUCCAGCGCCAAUGCUGCUGGCCGGAUCCAGAGGCAGUGCGUCUCGGAGGAGUUCAAUCCAAAGGAAACACUGGAGAAUGUGAUGUCUCUGCAAACAGCAUGCUGUGCUGCACUGACGGAGCUCAUCCUGGAUGACACCACGGCUCAUCAGGUUGUACAGGAGAAUGGGGUCUAUAUCAUAGGGAAGCUGAUUCUGCCACAAAGCUCACAGCCUGGGCCAAAAGCAACAUCCCUCCAGUGCUACGCCUUCAGGACGUUGCGUUUCCUCUUCAGCGUGGAGCGAAAUCGGCGCCUAUUUAAAAGACUGUUUUCUGCAGAGCUGUUCGAGAUGUUUAUAGACGUCGGGCAUUAUGUUCGCGACAUCACCUCAUAUGAGCCACUGCAAGCGAGGUUCUCUCUUCUUUCCGAAGAAGAAUUAAAGAUUCUGAGGGAAAGUAUUGAGGCCGUGAACUUGCACAGGUCCCCCCUAAAAGUGAUCAAUGGCUACGCCGUCCUGGACCAUCUGGGCAGUGGGGCCUUUGGCAGUGUGUACAAGGUCCGGAAGCAGAACGGACAGAACCUCCUGGCUCUGAAGGAAGUAAACCUCCACAAUCCUGCCUUUGGCAAAGAUAAGAAAGACCAGGACGUGAGCGUGGAGAAGGUGGUGUGUGAGCUGAGCAUCAUUAAGGAGCAGAUAAGCCAUCCAAAUAUUGUUAAAUACUACAAGACAUUCUUGGAAAGUGACAGGCUCUACAUCGUCAUGGAGCUGAUCGAUGGCGUACCCCUGGCUGAACAUUUAAACUCUCUGAAAGAGAAGCAGCAGCGAUUCACCGAGGAUAGAAUUUGGAACAUAUUCAUUCAGAUGUGCCUGGCGCUUCGAUAUCUCCACACAGAGAAGAAGAUCGUUCACAGAGACCUUUCCCCUAAUAAUAUCAUGCUAGGAGAGAGGGACAGAGUUACCAUCACGGACUUUGGCCUGGCGAAGCAGAAGGAGGCCAGCAGCAAGCUAACAUCGCUGGUCGGCACCAUACUGUACUCUUGCCCAGAGAUAGUGAAGAGUGAGCCCUAUGGGGAGAAGGCUGAUGUGUGGGCACUGGGCUGCAUUUUGUACCAAAUGGCCGUGCUGCGCCCUGCGUUCUACAGCAGCAACGUGCUAACUCUCGCUACCAAGAUUGUUGAGGCUGUCUAUGAACCAGUGGAAGAUGGUGUCUUCUCUACGAGAGUAACAGACAUCAUUAAAUGGUGCUUGACCCCAGAUGCGGACUUGCGUCCUAACAUCGUGGAGGUCAGUGCCAGGAUCUCUGACCUCAUGAUGAAGUUCAUCGACAACCUGUGCACUUCCCAGCAGGCACUGGAGAGGAAGCUGGAGCGCGACAGAAAACGGGCACUAAAGUACUUUCUUGAAGCCAGUAGAGGUGGGCUCGGUGCUUCUCAUUCGUACGCCUCGCAGGGUAUGGGUGCGGAACCCAGCCGUUGCACUGAUGGGCUAGCAGAUGUGAGGAGUGACCCCUGCGACACUGAAUCUUCCCCCCCCCCGACUCAAUGCCCCGCUCAGGAGGAGGAAGGGUCAGGCCUGGUAGAGCGCCCUCUAUGGGAAAGCCCACAGGGCUCCAAACAGGGGUGUAUAAAACGCAUAGUCAGCAGUUCUGCAUAUGAGGAGAGAAAUUGCGCUGGUGGAGAUCUUGCUGUUACAAAAACAACUCCCCAGCCAGCAUCGGCAGGGAUAUGUGUGCCCCAGAAGAAAGUCCGGCAAAUCGACGACCCCGUCCAGCUACUGCUGCUGCUGUUGCAUAAAAUUAUAUACAUCAGUCAGCUUCCACCAACUCUUCAGCAUGAUUUUAAACGUUGGGUAGUUGAGAGGUUCAAGAAGACUCUCUUUGACUCCAGGAGCAGUCCUUACAAUCUUAAGAUGGAGCUAAAGAAGCUCCUGCAAGGAUCUCCAGAAAUCAUCGAGCAGAUCGAUUUCAACUGGUCAUCCUCCAUUCAGUCUUUUGGGGGGAAACGGUUUUCCAUUGAUAAUAAAGGUGACUCUGACUAUGUAAGUCUUCAAGAUGGAGUAACCUAUGAACAGAUGAUGACUAUAAUUGAAGAGGUAUUGGAAGAACAUGAGUACUGCAGCACAUUAUCGAAAAGGUCAUUCAAAAUCAGGGGGAGUGACCAUCAUCCUUAGAUCAGAAGAACAGAAGACUUCAGGCCAGCAAAGGUGUGGCAGCACCAUGUUUACGACCAACCGGUGCCCAGGUCACACUGCCAGAAAACUAAAGAAUGCAAUUCUUCAAACAAUGACUCACUCAUUAUAGGACUUUUGUACUGAAUUGUAGAAUUACUUUAUGAGAACACUUUAUUAUGUUCUCACCAAGCUUAUGUUCUCCACAGCAGGUAGCCUUAAAAUGUGUAGUAUGACUGGAAUGCUGAAUAGAAAAGCUUGCCGGCUUUCAGUAAGCCUGGUUUAGAAAAUACCUGUGUCUGCCAGUUUUACUGAGAGAGCAGAUGGAUUUUUACUCACAGAGCAAGUGGAUUUAAAAUCAACAUGCAGGGCUUCUUCGAGAAAAGGGAGCUGAUUACUUUUGUCGUCGCUGAAUAAGUUUUAAUACAUAAAAAUAUGAGAGAAUGGACUUGUGCUUUUUAAACCUCCAGUUUGUUUGGGAAGUUUAGCGUUUUCAGAAUCCAUAAUAUCCGGCUUUUACUUGAGUUCUGCUUUAUGCACAAUUUUUAUUGCUUUUCCUACGAUUUUAGGCCUUGAUCAAACCCAGUAAUUGCACAUGAUUAUCAAGGGAGAAAUGUGAAAACUAGUAUAUGCUGUAAAGUGUAAACAGUGUAUAUUUCUAACUUCUGAAUCUGUACCUCAUUAUUCAUUGAUUAGUUUCCUCUGUGGUGAAAUGGAACAGUGAAUCGUUUUUUAGUUCUCUGAAAGUUUGGAGUUCAUGCCUGGCAAUGAAAAUAUAUCGCUAUGUGUUUCCUCCAAAGAUAGUAAAUUAGAGCUGCGUUCUUCCGCUUUCUGAGAUCUCAGGGUUCUCUUACAGCACUUUGUAUUGUUGGCACAGCAUAUAUGCUACAUACAUGUCUGUAUGCGGUGCUUAUAUUUACAAACCAAAACAAUGUGUCACUGAAUGCACAUGUCUCGCAUGUUUGGGCAUGAUAAGGUGUUUGUUACUUAAUUAUUUCUACAUUCUUUGUUUUUUUCUUAAUUCUCCUGGAAUUGUUAGUGAUAUCCAUGUAGUUCAGCUCACUUGCAUGUUUUUAUAACGUCAUCAAAAUACUUUUUCUUAUUUGCCUGAACUACAUCGAAAUGGUAAAAAAAAAUAUAUAU
This is a messenger RNA of Brienomyrus brachyistius, 4695 nucleotides long. It is a transcript of the gene nek10, whose product is annotated as NIMA-related kinase 10. The record is from RefSeq and is a predicted model, not a curated record. Lineage: Eukaryota; Metazoa; Chordata; Actinopteri; Osteoglossiformes; Mormyridae. The transcript is spliced from 35 exons. Gene Ontology annotation, biological process: protein phosphorylation. Gene Ontology annotation, molecular function: ATP binding; protein binding; protein kinase activity. The coding region runs from base 253 to 3555 and encodes 1100 amino acids.